This is a messenger RNA of Apis cerana (Asiatic honeybee), 821 nucleotides long. RefSeq lists its product as uncharacterized. Gene Ontology annotation, cellular component: MICOS complex; mitochondrial crista junction. Gene Ontology annotation, biological process: cristae formation. The record is from RefSeq and is a predicted model, not a curated record. Lineage: Eukaryota; Metazoa; Arthropoda; Insecta; Hymenoptera; Apidae.
AUAGUCGCGUUUAACUGUAGAGAGCGUACUCGUCGAAGCCGGGUGAGCCGGGUAUUCUCGAGGGUUUCGUAAACGCGACGAAUCCUCCUUUUACACGAGCUUAUUUCCUUCCUUCUUCCCUCGAACAGUGGUCGCUGCCUUGUGUUUAGCUCGAAAUCCCUACAUAUGUAUAUGUAUAUGUAUAUAUGUUUCUUCGAAUUUUUGGAAUUCGUAGCGUGUCGGGAAACGCGGGGAAUCCUCCAGGUAUCCGUCCGUCUCUCGAUUCCGAAUGUGUGCGAUUGCCAGCCCAAGAAGAGAAGGACGUUCGGGCAAAGGUUCUGCACCAUUCUCCUCUUCUUUCUGAAGAGCAGCAUCGCGGCUGGCCUCGUUUAUUGGACGCGUUCCGAGGGUUUGUGGGGGAGCAGCGCCGAAGUCGAGGACCUGUAUCGAAGGAUAAUGGCUACGAUCUCGCCUUCCAACGACUUCGAGGAUUACUGCAGAACAGAGAGAGAGGAUAUCGAGUUGCCUCGCUUCAAUCAGAUCAAAUACAAGUUGAUAAAGAAGUACAAUCAGGCCGUGUUCACCGUGAUGAAUUGUAUCUUGAACGCGUCGACCGCACUGAGGAACCAGCUUCAAAGACUCAUGGUUCCGGAAACGGACAAAUCCGAGGAGGAGGAGGAAGACGCGACAGAGGAUACCAAGGAAAAUGCUUGACGCGUUGUUGCUCUCAUCACACAUAAACACAAAUCCUGUGCGUCCUAUCGUUUGCACUCGUCUUGUAACUUUUUUUUUUUUAAGAAAAAAAAAAAAAAUCCUAAUGCACGAAUAAAUUUCUAAAAUAA